Calidris pugnax (ruff) is the source of this 1087-nucleotide messenger RNA. It is a transcript of the gene MTCH1, whose product is annotated as mitochondrial carrier 1. Lineage: Eukaryota; Metazoa; Chordata; Aves; Charadriiformes; Scolopacidae. Bases 1 to 951 code for a protein of 316 amino acids. Gene Ontology annotation, cellular component: membrane; mitochondrion. The transcript is spliced from 12 exons. The record is from RefSeq and is a predicted model, not a curated record. Gene Ontology annotation, biological process: positive regulation of apoptotic process.
AUGAGGGCCCUCAGCCAACGGGACCCCCCGUAUAUAACAGGGGAUGAGGUCACCCUGGAUAUUGGGCGUCCCUUUACAAUUGGGGGGGCUCAUGGACACCGGGAUCGAGACCGGGAAUGCCAGGACAGGGACCUACUCACAGGGUUUCUCUCGAAGGUCGGGCACGAGCCACUACCUCCAACCGUUGGAAGAAACGUGCUGGGAAGGAAGGUCCUCUACCUGCCCGGCUUCUUCACCUACGCCAGACACAUCGUGGAAGUGGAUGGGAAAAGAGGCCUCUUCCGCGGUCUUACUCCUCGCCUCAUCUCAAGCACUUUAUCAACCAUCACCAGGGGGAGCGUGAAGAAGGCCUUUCCACUGGAAGACAUGGAGCACGUUUCUAACAAGGAUGAUGUGAAGACCUCCCUGAGGAAAGUGGUGAAAGAGACCUCUCACGAGAUGAUGAUGCAGUGUGUGUCCCGGGUUGUCUCACAUCCUCUGCACGUGAUCUCUAUGCGCUGCAUGGUCCAGUUCGUGGGCCGGGAAGUCAAAUACAGCGGUGUCUUCAGCGCCAUCGGCAGGAUCUUCAAGGAAGAAGGGAUCCUGGGAUUCUUUGUCGGUUUGGUCCCUCACAUCCUGGGAGAUGUCAUCUUCCUCUGGUGCUGCAACCUCUUGGCUCACUUCAUCAACACCUACGCGGUGGACGACAACUUCAGCCAGGCAUCGGUGAUCCGGAGCUACACGAAAUUCGUGAUGGGGAUCGCUGUGAGCAUGCUGACGUACCCCUUCCUUCUGGUGGGAGAUCUCAUGGCAGUGAACAACUGUGGGUUGCACGCCGGCCUCCCUCCCUAUGCUCCCGCCUUUACGUCCUGGAUCCAUUGCUGGAGGUAUCUCAGUGCUCAGGGGCAGCUCUUCCGCGGCUCCAGCCUGCUCUUCCGCAGAGCGCCCGCCGCCUGCUUCCCCAUCGACUGACCCCCGGCUCGCAGGGAGAGGUGAUGGAUGUGGGCUCCUCAAGAAACCCUAAGCUUGUUUCGAUAUACAUCUAUUUUUUUUUUUUCCCCUUUUUGAUCCGAAGUCCGUGGUGCCAGAAGGAGACACCUCCUCUCCA